GUCACUGGCGAUUCGAUCCUUGAGCUGUUGCGAACUGAUGGCGUGGAAGUGGAUCAGUUGGAUGUGCGCGUGUACGACACCGAGCAAUUAGGAUGGACAACCUUGAGGAAGGAUGUUACCUUUGACGCGCUUUCAAGCCCCCCGAGGAGGAUUGACAUUCAGAUUUUUCGUCAACCGUAUGCAGAGUCUCUUGUCAAAGAACAGGAAGACGGAUACUUUAUGUGCGGGGUGAUGGGCAUGAAAAAUGUGGACAACCUGGGGACACUCUGGCGAUCAUGCUAUCAGCUCGGAGCCGCCAGCAUGUUCUUGAUAGGAGAUAGAUUUUCAAGCCAUCGCACAGACGUAGUCAAGUCUUUCACAAAGAUCCCCAUGGUCGAGUAUCCAGACUGGAAUUCCUUUGUGGCCUGCAGUGCGUACGGUGCCAAGUGGGUGGCGGUGGAGAUGGGAGGAGAACCUCUCGAAACCUUUGAACAUCCGAAGCGGGCGAUCUACAUCUUAGGGAGCGAAGAUAAUGGGCUGCCGGAGUCUGUGAUCCGCUCCUGUCACUCUCACGUUGCUCUGCCAUCCAUCCGGUUCGUACUCCGCCCUCACAAGUUUCCGGCUGACUUCAUGCAGAUAUGCUUCCUUCAACGUCGCGGUAGCGGUUGGUAUCGCUUUCUCCUUGUGCGGCACUCAUGUUGGCCCAGGGGUCGAUCGUCAUGUACGAUCGCAUCAUGA
Messenger RNA from Guillardia theta CCMP2712, 717 nucleotides. RefSeq lists its product as hypothetical. Gene Ontology annotation, biological process: tRNA nucleoside ribose methylation. Gene Ontology annotation, molecular function: RNA binding. NCBI's taxonomy places the organism in Eukaryota, Cryptophyceae, Pyrenomonadales, Geminigeraceae. Gene Ontology annotation, cellular component: cytosol. The annotation marks the transcript as partial. The transcript is spliced from 8 exons. The record is from RefSeq and is a predicted model, not a curated record.